CCGACUCGCGCUCCCGGGCGAGCCCUUUGAACCGCCUUUGAUUCGCCGUCGCGAGCGGCGGUUCCACCCCCGAGGACAGAGCCGCGGCCGCGCCGCCGCCCAGGCCCGGUUUUGAACUAUCGAUCAAACAGAUUUGGCGGGAUCUGUCGAAGCCUGUGGGAGGUGGGCAGGAAGCAGGCGGGGGUGCGGUGGGGAGAAGCGAGGAGGGGGGCGCUCCUGGCUAUAAACGGUGCGGGCCGGCGCCUGCCGCCAGACCCCGCGCGCCGCGCCGCCCGCUCUGGAGCCCCGGGGCAGGUGCUGCGGGCUGCGGGCUCGGGCUCGGGGUCAUGGCCGCGGCCGUGCUGCUGGGGCUCGGCUGGCUCUGCGCGCCGCUGGCAGCGCUGGUGCUGGACUUCAACGACAUCCGCAGCUCGGCCGACGGGCAGGGGGCGCGCCAGGGGCCACAGUGCCUGUCCGACAGAGACUGCAGUCCCAGGAGGUUCUGCCUGCAGCCCCGCGAUGAGAAGCCGUUCUGCGCCACGUGCCGAGGGCUCCGGCGGCGGUGCCAGCGCGCCAGCAUGUGCUGCCCAGGGGCGCUAUGCCUGAACGAUGUCUGUAUGUCAGCGGACGAAGUGACCACGCGACUGGAAAGACAAAGCGAGGACCAGGAUGGCACAGAAUCAAGAGGGUCAACUGAGCACUCGAUCGAUGAAAACCAACCCCAAAGGAAGCCAAACCCUAAGAGACCACAAGGCGGCAAGGGACAAGAAGGGGAGAGCUGUCUGAGGACUCUGGACUGUGGCCCUGGGCUUUGCUGUGCGCGUCAUUUUUGGACGAAGAUCUGUAAGCCGGUCCUGCUGGAGGGGCAGGUGUGUUCCAGGAAGGGGCACAAAGACCCAGCUCAGGGUCCGGAGAUCUUCCAGCGUUGUGACUGCGGCCCCGGGCUGUCGUGUCGAAGUCAGGCGACCGGCAACCGACAACACGCACGGUUGAGAGUCUGCCAGAAGCACAGAUAAAAACCUGCAGACUCCCGAGUGAAGAGGGAUGCUCGCGGGGCUCAAGUGGAAUCCCGGCCGUUCACUGCCAGACCUCCGCCCGGUAUCUCCUGCAGGCCAAUCUCCAGGCAACACAGACUGACCCUACUGCCCUUCGAGGAACGGGCGGUGGCUUCUGCCUUUUGGGCGUCUCUCCGGAAGACUGGCGCGGUUCUGCAGCAAUUUUGAUUCUGAUCUAGUGACUCGGUUGGUUCAAAUCAAUUUUUUGAAAAAUUGGAAUUGUAUAUAUUUAAGGUACACAGUGUGAUACCGUCAUACACAUGUAGUGAACUGAUUACUGGAGUUAAGCUGAUUAACAUCCGUCUCCAAAUAAACCUUUAAAAAUUUU
Messenger RNA from Oryctolagus cuniculus (rabbit), 1362 nucleotides. It is a transcript of the gene DKK4, whose product is annotated as dickkopf Wnt signaling pathway inhibitor 4. The record is from RefSeq and is a predicted model, not a curated record. Gene Ontology annotation, cellular component: extracellular region. Gene Ontology annotation, molecular function: receptor antagonist activity; co-receptor binding. NCBI's taxonomy places the organism in Eukaryota, Metazoa, Chordata, Mammalia, Lagomorpha, Leporidae. Gene Ontology annotation, biological process: multicellular organism development; negative regulation of canonical Wnt signaling pathway.